GAAAAGCGUUGAGUUUAAUUGGCUUAGAACAACUUAUUGCAUUUACCUAGUGUUGUUUCUCAUUGUAAGCACUGCUUGAUGCUGAAGAUAAAGUCUAUUUCCGAUAACUAUCACUAAUAGUAAAAUCUGACCACUUAUGCAAUCAUCCGUUAUAACUCUGUAGAGGUUCCAGAUACGACCGUUCGCAUAACAAGAAUUUCUAAGAAGGACCUGUCAAACUUACAGAACUUACGGAACUUCCAAUAGACACGUCAGAUCAUUACCCGAGUUUCUACCAAACUUAAUUUAAUAUUUUGACGGUCAAAGCAAACUGCCCCUAUUAGUGGUAUAUUAACUACCUACCUCCUAACCUACCUACAUAAGUGAUGUAUAAUAAAGUACCUAAGUCAUAUUUAAAGUUACCUGAUAAGUUAGCAAGUUCAGUAAUAGACUUUCCUCAAAAAGGGUCCUCGCCAUCCGGAGAAACAUUUUUUAUGUUUAUCAAGAAACUCUGAGCUUUCAGGAAUAUAAACAUAACAGUAGAUCGACUUUCCAACGCAUUCAUUCGAUCGUUUUAUGUGUCCUGGUCAAGUAAACCCUCCAUAAUCAAGAUGCGUUUCUUUAUCAUAGCUUUCGCUGUCGCCGUUCUUGGGCAGGAUGUCCAGCCUUUAGAUACCUGGACGCUCUACAACAGCACUAUCACAUGCGACCUUAAAAGCUGUCAAUAUAACUUCUUCACGCACAAACACGAGUCGGGAGAGACGGUCCAGUGUUCCCUCAACAUGACAGGGACUCCUAGCUUGACUACUCUCUUCGUCGACCAGAUCUGUCAGCCAGAUCCCCUUCACACACUUACUCUGAGUUGGGCACCCGACCGUUCGGUUAUACUAUGCAUCGCAGACAUCCACGAACGCGCGAACGCAUUCUAUGGACUCGAGAGAUGGGAGGUUGCCGAUAACAGGGUCGUCCCAAAUAAGACGGAAUUCGCGUGGAGGGCUGGCGAAGUUCCGCUUCCAAGCACUACCUUCACACGGCCAGUCCCGACAUUGCAGGAGUAAUAUCUAAUGGGUACCUCGGAACCAGCCCUAGUAUGCUCUGUUACGGUUGUAUUAAUCUGCUACGACGACCAUUCUGUCUCGUCAAAAUGGAUACCUUGCUCGGAACGCGCUUGAUAUGUCAAGAAUGAUAAAUGAUAAAGCGUCUUGUGUUUGGAAAGGGGGUAGAAAAAGGGGAAAUGCAUUAGUGAUAUCUAUGUACGAUAGGUAUGUUAUGAUAGCGAAAUAAUCUGCAUGCUAGACCUGCAGAUGAUACAUUGCCUACUUGAUGUUUUCUGUUAAAGCUUACACUGGG
This is a messenger RNA of Daldinia decipiens, 1329 nucleotides long. RefSeq lists its product as uncharacterized. The transcript has a single exon. The coding region runs from base 591 to 1037 and encodes 148 amino acids. The record is from RefSeq and is a predicted model, not a curated record. Lineage: Eukaryota; Fungi; Ascomycota; Sordariomycetes; Xylariales; Hypoxylaceae.